This is a messenger RNA of Elephantulus edwardii (Cape elephant shrew), 711 nucleotides long. It is a transcript of the gene TREX2, whose product is annotated as three prime repair exonuclease 2. Gene Ontology annotation, molecular function: 3'-5'-DNA exonuclease activity; nucleic acid binding. The record is from RefSeq and is a predicted model, not a curated record. Gene Ontology annotation, cellular component: cytoplasm. Bases 1 to 711 code for a protein of 236 amino acids. Gene Ontology annotation, biological process: DNA catabolic process. The transcript has a single exon. NCBI's taxonomy places the organism in Eukaryota, Metazoa, Chordata, Mammalia, Macroscelidea, Macroscelididae.
AUGUCUGAGACACCCCGGGCUAAGACUUUUGUCUUCAUGGACCUGGAAGCCACUGGGCUUCCGAAUGUGGACCCGGAAAUCGCCGAGAUAUCCCUGUUCGCUGUCCACCGCUCCUCCCUGGAGAACUUUGUGCGGGAUGACAAAGGCAUGCCAGUGCUGCCUCGGGUCCUGGACAAGCUCACCCUCUGCAUGAGCCCACAGCGCCCCUUCUCGGCCAAGGCCAGCGAGAUCACAGGCCUGAGCAGCGAGGGCCUGGCGCGAUGCCAGAAGGCCAGCUUCGACGGCGCCGUGGUGCGCACCCUUCAGGCCUUCCUCAGCCGCCAGGAGGGCCCCCUCUGCCUCGUGGCCCACAACGGCUUCGAUUAUGACUUCCCACUGCUGUGCACAGAGCUGCAGCGUCUGGGCGCCCAUCUGCCCCCAGACACCAUCUGCCUGGACACACUGCCGGCACUGCGGGGCCUGGACCGUGCCCACAGCCAUGGCACUCGGGCCCAGGGCCGGAAGGGCUACAGUCUGGGCAGCCUCUUCCACCGCUACUUCCAGCUGGAGCCCAGUGCUGCCCACUCGGCAGAGGGCGAUGUGUACACACUGCUCAUGGUCUUCCUGCACCGCGCGGGGGAGCUCCUGGCCUGGGCAGACGAGCAGCCCCACCACUGGGCCCACAUUGGACCCAUGUAUACCCCUCCUGAGCCCCUGAGUCUGCAUGACUGA